AUGGAUGGAAACUCAAGAUCUUCAUCAAAACAAGCCAAGUUGUUGGUCAUGAAGAUGAGUCCUCAGAUUAAGAAGCUCUCCAUCAAGCAACAGAAUGAGCGUUUGGAGAUUGAGAACAAAAUAUUGGCGAUUGAGAACCAAAAAAUGCGCGAGGAGUUGAGGACAUACCGAUGUGCUGCUUGCUUGAAGAUUGAAAAUGCCUGCCUGAAAGUUGAGCUUGCACGCUCGUUUCGUAAUGCUGCUACAAUUCUAGAAGCUGAAGCACAAUCUGAACUGGAGGUUGGGUUUUCCUCUACAGCACCCCAGAUUCCAGCGGAUACUAGCGCAACUGGACCACUCCAGCCUAGUGCAGCAGGGGGUCAAGAUGAACCAUGCGAGUAA
Molecule: messenger RNA, 381 nt
Organism: Triticum turgidum subsp. durum (durum wheat)
Lineage: Eukaryota; Viridiplantae; Streptophyta; Magnoliopsida; Poales; Poaceae
Source: the annotation of a GenBank genome assembly